AUGAAUUCCUUGCGAGAAACCGGAAGGCGCAUUCAUCAGUAUUUCUCUACAUUUUAUAAUAAUUUUAAGGAGGACUUAUAUAGAGAGUUAAAUUGGGACAUUGAGCAGCCAGAUCCUCUAUUAAAUUUAAACAAAUCAAACGUAUAUUCUUCGGAAGAUAGUUACGAUGAUGAAGAAAGCGAUGAAGAAGAUUCCGAAAUUGAAGAAGGUCAAGAAAAGGAUAUGAAAUGUUGCUUAUUUUGUGCAUGUUUUGAGUGCUUUUUCUGUUGGAAGUUUCCCGGAAAGAAGUACUACGACAAAGCCUAUUAUAAAUUUCAAUCAAAAAUAGAUGGUUGUCCUAUGGCCUGCCCUACUCUAAUUCCACGAAGUCUUGACGAGGAAUGGCGUUUUAAUGGCAAAUACGGAGCAAGAUUCGCCCUCUGCGAAUGCCUGGCAAGUCCUCAGUACAUAGUGUGCUUGAAAUAUCUAGAUGUCCUUUUAUGUCCGAUUUGUGAUCUCUGGGAUAUCCUGAAGGGUAUUGAUUUCGGCUAUCGCAGAUUUCGAAUUCAGGCUUACAUACACAGACAUCAUGAAGCGGAGAUGGGACUCGAAACAUUUUGUGUCUGA
Messenger RNA from Rodentolepis nana, 606 nucleotides. NCBI's taxonomy places the organism in Eukaryota, Metazoa, Platyhelminthes, Cestoda, Cyclophyllidea, Hymenolepididae. The record is from the annotation of a GenBank genome assembly.